Molecule: messenger RNA, 1317 nt
Organism: Seriola dumerili (greater amberjack)
Lineage: Eukaryota; Metazoa; Chordata; Actinopteri; Carangiformes; Carangidae
Gene: armc7
Product: armadillo repeat containing 7
Exons: 3
Coding region: 103-681 (192 amino acids)
Molecular function (GO): protein binding
Source: RefSeq, a predicted model, not a curated record
CAGCAGCUGAAAAUGAUAACCGACUUGAUUAGUUUUUUAAAACGAAUUAGUAACGUGUCUGUUUGAAAGCGGUUAAAGUGAAAACGGGAGCUAACCUUUAAUAUGUGGAGGAAAGGCUCGUCUGAAGGCUCCGACCGGUUCGAAUAUUUACAAACUCUGGUGACUGAAUUUCAGGACACCGACAGUGAAGAGGCGAAGGAGCAAGUGCUGGCUAACUUGGCCAACUUUGCAUAUGAUCCAAAGAACAUGGAAUAUCUGAGGACUCUGCAAGUGACCGACCUCUUCUUGGACAUGUUGACUGAGGAGAAUGAGAACUUUGUGGAGUUUGGGAUGGGGGGGUUGUGUAACCUCAGUAUGGACCCUGAGUGCAAAGACAUCAUCCUGCAGAGCGGUGGCAUCAGCUUAGUCACCAACUGUCUGUCAAGCCGGAGGGAAGAGACCGUCCUGUCGGCCAUUACUACGCUCAUGAACCUCACAACGCCGUCGUCUCGCUCUGAGAUCACUGACCCGGCCAUCCUACAGUGCAUGCUGCGCUUCUCCCUCUCAGAGAGCCCCCGCCUGCGCAACCUGGCCACUGUGUUUCUGCAGGACUGCUGCAGCGAGGAGCAGGUGAGCAGAGCGGAGCAGCAGAUGCAGGGACAGCAGACAGCAGUCGGAAUCCCGCUGCCCCAGGACAGCUGAGGCAUUCAUGUGGGAGACUGUUGAGAUGUUUGCUCUCUGUGAGAGUGUAGGGAGGUCUUUAUAGUGUAUGGUCAUUUUUUGCCUAAAGUUUAGGGCAAUGUUUAGACAUUUUCAAUAUCUGUAUUGAUACCAAUACCUUGACUUUGAUACCAAUUCUUAACGAUACUUUUUCCAAUACCAAUUUCAUCAAAUCCGUUUUAACAAAAAGAAAAUUACCGCACACUUUAUGGUUUAAGCUCGGUCUCUUUAGACACCCAAUUACCAGCAUUAUUAGAUCUUGGUCCCAGCAUGCUGCAUGCUGAUUGGCUCACUGACGAGAUUUACUUAUUUACUCCUAAGGUUGAAAUUUGGUAUCGAAUGAUGAGGCAGUUUUCGAUCUUCGAUAGUAUCAAACCAAUUUGGUCGGCCCAUAAAAGUAUCGACGUUGGAUACCCAGCCCUAUGAAGUGUAGUGAGGUGGGAGCAGCUAUGACAAGAAUCUGGUUACAAUCUGUCAGCUGAACUGGGAGAACAUCAUAAUUCACGUGAUUCAGUGACGCCUGAUGAUCUUUGUCUUUUGUAUUUCUAACUCCCUUUUUUAAAUAUAGAUUUAACUCAGUUACCAGCUGCUAUUCUGCAUUUUCCAUCUAAGUGCAUG